Rotaria sp. Silwood1 is the source of this 828-nucleotide messenger RNA. NCBI's taxonomy places the organism in Eukaryota, Metazoa, Rotifera, Eurotatoria, Philodinida, Philodinidae. The record is from the annotation of a GenBank genome assembly.
AUGAUGACAUCAAUGUCAAAUUCAUUUGAACAAACAUCUACAUCAUUCUACAAAACACAAACUAAUUCAGUUAAACGAUUAAUGCGUGAAGCUAUUGAAUUAAAAGAACCAACUGAAUUAUUCUAUUGUCAACCAAUUGAAAAUAAUUUAUAUGAAUGGCAUUUUACAAUACGUGGUCCUAAAGAUACAGAAUUUGAAUAUGGAAUUUAUCAUGGUCGAAUUUUAUUACCUCCAGAAUAUCCAAUGAAACCACCUUCAAUUAUUUUUCUAACGGCAAGUGGUCGUUUUAAAAUCAAUGAAAAAAUUUGUUUAUCAAUAUCUGGACAUCAUGAGGAAACAUGGACACCAACAUGGGGUGUACGAACAGCAUUAUUAGCGAUAAUUGGUUUUAUGGAAACACCUGGAGAAGGUGCCAUAGGUUCACUCGAUUAUACAUCUGAUGAAAGAAGAGUUUUAGCUAAACGAUCUCAAUCAUAUAUAUGUCCAACAUGUGAUAAGGCUAAUAGUGAACUAUUAUUACCAUUAUCAGAAAAAUCAAUUGAUAUUCAAAAACAAGCUAAAUCAUUAGCAAAUCAAAUUCAUUUUCGAAAGAAUUUUGAAACAACAUCAAAUAAUAGAACAGCUCCUAAAUCAUCAUCAAAGUCUAGUGAAUUACGAUCGAAUUCAUCAAAUCAAAUAUUAAUAUUAAAUGAAAAUAAUUCUAAUAGUAACUUGUUAAAUAGUAUUAUAUUUAUUUGUUGUAUAGUAUUUUUAUUUCUCUUCAUACGACGAUUAUUCUUAACAUUUGGCAAUAGUCAACCAUUUUCAUCAUCAUUUACUAAUUUAUAA